UGUAACAGUCAAGUGACUCCCAUGCGACGGUCUCGUCCCCGAGCGCGCGAUCGCUCUCUCUUUCGGAGCUUGCGGGUUCGCAAGGUUUAUACCAUGAUCCCAGGUGAACCAGGACGAGGUUUUCGGGUAGCAAGAGACAAGAGGCGCGAGAGACAGAAGGAAUUGAUGCUUGGCGAUACGAGAGACUGGAGGAAUUACGAGUUCUUGAGCUGGAAGUCAGCCACAAGUUUUGUCUCAGCUCUCCAUCUUGAGAGAUCUGCAUUUUCAUGCAUUACAGAUUUGAUGCGCACUGUACAAGAUAUUGCUCGGUUUAUCGGAGUCUUAACUACAAGGUGAUGGUCGAGACAGACUUCAUACAGCCACUACGAGAGGUGACAUGUGUUGUUCGACUUGAUGCUGUCCUAUCCUGAUGGCAUCUGGUAUAUGCUAGUGAUUUCCUGCUUUGUUUUCUGUUUUCUGUUGUAUAUCUGCAAUCAAAAAUAUAUUAAUACGAA
Molecule: messenger RNA, 494 nt
Organism: Selaginella moellendorffii
Lineage: Eukaryota; Viridiplantae; Streptophyta; Lycopodiopsida; Selaginellales; Selaginellaceae
Exons: 3
Coding region: 22-336 (104 amino acids)
Source: RefSeq, a predicted model, not a curated record